Messenger RNA from Eutrema salsugineum, 893 nucleotides. RefSeq lists its product as uncharacterized. The record is from RefSeq and is a predicted model, not a curated record. Bases 149 to 724 code for a protein of 191 amino acids. Lineage: Eukaryota; Viridiplantae; Streptophyta; Magnoliopsida; Brassicales; Brassicaceae. The transcript has 4 exons.
AAAUAGACCAAUUCUAUGUUGCCUUAUGGAGAUCAUGCACAAGGAAAAUUCCUUCAACGGAUAUUCCCAGAAAAUCGAUUUCCACAUUCAAAGAGAUAAACCCUAAGCCCCAUCGAUUCUCCCAUUUUCUCAUCAUCCAAGCAAGAAGAUGACUGGUGUUAACACAGUUUCUGCUGAUAUCGAUGAGAGUAAAGUCAAAGCGCCAAACAUGUUUGAACGAGCAAAAGAGGAGUUCGAGGCUGUUAUUGGAGCUAUCCAUCAACACAAGAGCUCGAGGGACGAAUCUGAUAAGAUGGAAUUCAAAUCCGAGAAAUCAGAGGAUGGAAAGAAAAAACCGAAUAUGAUAAGAAAAGCAAAGGAAGAGAUCAAAUCUUUAUUCCAUUCCAAGGAGAAACCUCAUCGUCAUUUCCAACAUCACAAAGAAACUCAUGGGAAGAGUGAUGACAUCGAUGAGAACACGCCGGUGGAUGAAGUGAAGGCUCCCGAUGUUUUCGAGAGAGCCAAGGAAGAGAUCGAGGCCGUCAUCGACACCAUCCAUCCCAAGAAGAAAGAGACUGACGACGGUUCUGAUUCUCCAUUGCGUCCUGACUCAUCUAAGAGUUCUGAAUCGCCUUUGCGUGCCCGGCCUGUCUCACCAGAGAAGGAGAAAGCUGGAUUCGGAUGCUCUCUUGGAAAGGGCCUGGAAAAGAUUUGUGCUCCUUGGAGUGAUGAUAAAAAAGAUUGAAUUAUAUAUUAUUCAUGUGACUGAUGAUCGCGAACUUCUUUGUCAUAUGAUAUUAUUUUGGUUUUUAGUUUCAGUGAGUUUGUUGAUUUGUAGGUACUAAAAAUGGUUACCUUUAACAGACUUAAACUUGUUCUUUCCAUAUUCUUAAAAAAACUUCAGUGCCUUUUGA